This is a messenger RNA of Thamnophis elegans (Western terrestrial garter snake), 1011 nucleotides long. RefSeq names its product vomeronasal type-2 receptor 26-like. The transcript has 2 exons. Gene Ontology annotation, biological process: G protein-coupled receptor signaling pathway. Lineage: Eukaryota; Metazoa; Chordata; Lepidosauria; Squamata; Natricidae. Gene Ontology annotation, cellular component: membrane. The record is from RefSeq and is a predicted model, not a curated record. Gene Ontology annotation, molecular function: G protein-coupled receptor activity. Bases 1 to 1011 code for a protein of 336 amino acids.
AUGAAGAGAUGCCAUGCAGGAGAGAGGAGAAGUGUCCCAGAGGGCAAGCAGGUUUGCUGCUACCAAUGUGCCCCUUGUUCAGAAGGGACCAUUUCUGAUCAAACAGAUGCAGCUGAAUGUGAUCCUUGCCCAGAAGACCAAUACCCCAACAAGGAUAAGGUUCACUGCAUUGCCAAGAAGAUCCACUUCCUUUCCUAUCAUGACCCCCUGGGAUAUGCUUUAGUUUCUCUAGCUCUUUUUUUUUCUUUGCUCACAACUGCUGUCCUGGUGAUUUUCUGUAAGCAUCAUGAUACACCAAUUGUCAAGGCCAACAACCGAAAUAUCACCUACAUCCUCCUGAUUUCCCUCCUGCUCUGCUUCCUCUGCUCCUUCCUCUUCAUUGGAAAACCCAGGAAGCUCACCUGUCUCUUCCAACAAACUGCCUUUGCCAUUAUUUUUUCCCUUGCAGUUUCCUCUGUGUUGGCAAAAACUGUCAUGGUGGUUCUGGCCUUCAUGGCAACCAAGCCAGGGAACGGGACAAGAAAACUCUUAGGAAAACCAUUGACCAUCUUCAUUGUCAUAGCCUGUCCCCUGAUCCAAGCAGUUCUUUGUGCCACCUGGCUUGUAACCUCUCCCCCAUUUCCCAACAUGGACUUCCACUCCUUGGUUGGACAGACAAUCUUGGAAUGCAAGGAAGGCUCAGCUUUAAUGUUCUACAUUGUCCUUGCCUACCUUGGUUUCCUGGCUCUGAUGAGUUUCACAGUGGCCUUUAUGGCCAGGAAAUUGCCUGAUAGCUUUAAUGAAGCCAAGUUCAUUACUUUUAGCAUGCUGGUCUUUUGCAGUGUUUGGAUCACCUUUCUCCCCACAUACCUGAGCACCAAAGGGAAGUCCAUGGUGGCUGUGGAGAUCUUCUCUAUCUUGGCCUCUGGGGCUGGUCUCUUGGCUUGUAUCUUCUUCCCCAAAUGCUACAUUAUCCUAUUGAGGCCCGAUCUGAAUCGUAAAGAGAAUAUAAUGAGGCAGAAGAAUUACUGA